UAUUAUUAAUAGUUCUGUAUUACUACUAAAUUUUUUUUUUUUUUAAAAAAAAAUUCUAUUUUGGUGAGAUCUGAUUUGUGAUAGCAAUUAGAGUUUGGCUAAGGUUCAGGAAGGAACGGGUAGGUGUUGAAUCAAUAUACACCAAAAAAAAAAUAACACACAUUCAGUUUUGUAAAGAAUUUUCCUGUUCUCUUCUUCAAGAACUAUCCGAACUGCAAAUUGAUAUCAGAUCGUACUUUAUAGAAUGCCGUUCGAGUUUAAUAAGGAGGAGAUUCUUCCUGCAAGUGAUCCACAGCUGCCCUUUUAUCUCAACGUCCCCAAACCAGAUGCCACCCCCAUCGAUGAUCUUUUGUUUUAUUUCAAAUGUUGGAAGAAGUUUAUAAAAUCAUUAAUAUAUUACUUAAAGGAGAUUGCCUUGGUUAAGGAUUACACAUCACGGAUCAAUCUUCAAUUGAUAAACUCCGUACUUUUCCCCGGAGUUAUGAAUCUUCCAUUGAAGUAUAUGACUGAGGUGAAUGCAAUGAUGCCACCGAACGGAGCCACCGGAGGCGCUAAGGAGGUGAAGAAGACAUCCCUGGGCAAUUCUCUAGUCUAUAUGAAUAAGAAUCACAACCAUUCAGCUUCUGAUUUAACUCCUGCGAUGUCUCGGCCGAGCUUAUUCAAGACUAAAUCCAAUCAAUCAUUCUUAAAACCUUCCCAUACAAAGUCUGAUAAAGAUCAUUUCCAUCUUCAUUCAAGAAAUCUGUCGUUUGGAACUUUUUCAUUUGGACAUCUGGACGAAAAGGAGAAGGAUAAAGACGCGUCGAACAAUGCUGCUGGGCACUUGGGAACACCACCAAAUGCACAACUGUCAUCAAGUGGUGGUGUUACCACUUCCUCUGCCACCAGUCCCGCUGGAACUUCGGGAAAUAGUGGCUCAUCCUUUUCCCAAGCGGUAAAGGCCAAGCAUUAUAAUGAUGACAUCCAAGUGCCUAAGAAUUUUUUCAAUCCUGAAACUUCACUUUUCCCCAACUUGCCCCAUCUUUUGGUUAAUGAUCAUUUCCAAACAUUCCAAGGAGAAACUAAAACAUUUAAAGAAGUAAACAAUAAAUUAGUAUUAAGAUUGGAGAGUCUUUUGAAAAACUUAUCUCUCAAAAUCAAAGAAAUUAAGUCAAGUUUGAAAAAUGAUAGUUUUGCUAACCCAACCAUCGUCAAAGAAAUCUCUCAAACCGGGAAAAUCUUGAAAGCAUACAUGAUGUGCGUAGAAAGAUAUAGUGAUACCAAGCCAGUUUUGAAGAAGAUUGAUCUGACUGCCGAGGAAGAAUUGGGCGCUGUAUUGGAUGAUCCAUUCCUCUUGAAAUUACAAGUGGAUUCACAAUUGAAGGCUUUAUUAGUACAAGAGAAUUAUGGUUUCGCAGCAUAUGUAAACUUGCAAAACAUUGCUCGUGACUUGUCCAACUAUGUUUUGAAAGAUUUGAAAUUUAUUACAAAUAAAUUCGGCAAAUUGAUUGAUCUGGAGAAAUGUUACACAGAUCAGUCGAUUACUGCCUUGUAUAACCUGUUGGUGAAGUUUACAAAUACAACAAAACCAGUAGAUGAAUGGAAUUACUUUAUUGCGAACAAUGAAAACUUUAUCAACACAAACCCGGACAUCUCUGGAACAAACAAAUACAAGACUUUACGUUCAAUAUCCAAGGUGACACUCCCAUACCUGAACUCUAUACACAACAAAUGCAUCCGAAACGGGAAAAUCUACAAGAAGCUGAAGAUCUUGAAGAAUUAUAAUGUUUUCUAUUACGUUCUCACGUGUAAUUAUCUCCAUGAGUUCAAAAUCCCUGAAGAAAUCAAAAGAGACAAGUCGAAAAUAGGCGGAAUUGUAGGACCACAGGAUGUACCUGAAAAGUCUUACAAUUUGAAUGAUUUUAUGUUGAAAUCAAAGAGUGAAGACAAAUUCAUUUUGCAACUGAUUUCAAACAAGUCAACUAAAUAUACUUUUAAAUGUAGUACUGAUACAGAAUUUUCAAGCUGGUUUGAAGAUUUAUCAGAAUUGUUGAAGUUUGGUCCUGACCAUUUGAGUAGAUUUGAACUUGUUACAUCAAAGGUUACCAAGAAGGAAGAGGAAGCCAAGAAAAAGGCAAGAAGUGAAGGUGAAAAGAAGGGAAGAAGCCCAAGCACUGGAUCAGCUAUGUCAUUGAAUUUGAGUGGUGUCGGUGACACUUCAUUGAGUGGAAUGUACACCCCCAAAAUUGGAACACCUACUUAUGAAUUGGGCAGCAAUAAUUCCAAUAGUGAGCUGUCCAGCAUCAAGGAGAGAAACCCAUUCGAAAGAACUUUUUCUAAUCAGAAGUUGGGUAACAACUAUAGUGGUACCACUGUUACAAGCCCCUCACAAGGAGCCUCCACAAAUGCGAUGAAAUCCAAUAGUUCGACACCAAAUUCUUUAGUUCUGUCGCCAGCAUUUGCUCAAAGAACGGGGUACUCUCCAUCGAACUCACCUGGUGUAGGAGCCGGAGGUUUUUCCCCAUCAUACUACACUACAUCUCCUGGAUCUGCCACUGGAGCUGGAACUGUUGAUUCCAACUCUCAACAUGAGAAUUACUUGAAGAUCCAACAGGAGUUUCUUAGACAACAACAAAAUAUUCUUAAUCAAAAGAUUGAAGAGAAUCAAAUCGAGCAAAAAGUGUGUGCCGACUUAUCUCCAAAUUUGAGCAGGCAAACCUCUUCAACUUCAUUGAACUCAUUCAUGCUUGGGGGUGGUGGGUCCAAUAUAAAUAAUUUUCUUGAUGGAUUCGCACUCCCACCAAGACCCGAGGAAGAAGGUUUGACACCUUUGAGUCAUCAAACUUCCAAGUCCAGCGAAGACCAGGGUGUUCCCAAGGUGUUUGUUAGUUCCAAUCACUAGCGGCUCCCCUAAUUUAUAAAUACU
Messenger RNA from [Candida] anglica, 2905 nucleotides. Lineage: Eukaryota; Fungi; Ascomycota; Pichiomycetes; Serinales; Debaryomycetaceae. The record is from the annotation of a GenBank genome assembly.